Molecule: messenger RNA, 2715 nt
Organism: Blastomyces dermatitidis ER-3
Lineage: Eukaryota; Fungi; Ascomycota; Eurotiomycetes; Onygenales; Ajellomycetaceae
Exons: 2
Coding region: 154-852 (232 amino acids)
Source: RefSeq, a predicted model, not a curated record
CCUGCUCCAGAAAUUCCCCUCAGGGUUUAGCGCCAAUUCUUUUCUCUCUCUGGUCUCCAACCUGUAACAUUUUUUAGUAUCGCGUUGCAGUCCAGUCCAACAUUGAGUAGGCAAUAUUCAUUUUUGCAUACCGGAGGAAUAUUAUAGUUAAUCAUGUCUUCUCGACCCGUGAUUUUGAGGCAUUGCCACCUCUCAAUCCCAUCCAAUCCCAUCCUCUCCCGGUCCCGCCUGCCACAGUCAAAACUACCUCCAACCGAGCCUCAUUCCCAGCGCCGAUGUCUUGCAGCGGGGCGGGCAGUCCCCAAAAUCUUAGAACCUUCGAUGUGGACGUCUAUGGUUCCCAAAUUCCUUCGGAGCGGGAAUCGGCGUGGGACAGAUUCCGCACCCCGAAAGUCCAGAGCGCCUAAUCCAGCUACAUUUUAUGCCAUCAUGUUCACUCUUAUCGGCUCCCAGGCUAUCCGGAUGAUUAUGCUUCGAAAUGAGUACGCGAACGAUACCCGGAGCGCAGAUGCGAAAACCCGGCUGCUAAAAGAGGUUAUCGAACGGAUUCAGAAAGGGGAAGAUGUGGAUGUCAAAAGGCUAUUGGGUACGGGGGACGAGGCAAAAGAAAGAGAGUGGGAAGAAGUCUUGAAAGAAAUUGAGCAGGAAGAAUCCCUAUGGCAUUCCAGGGCUAAGCGGACACAUCGCGGGAACGUGCCAAAGUCCGAUAGUGACGGUGGAAAUGAUUCGCAACAGUCGACUACUCCGCAGCAGAGUGAACCGGAGAUAACGACAAAAUAUCAACGAGUCACUUCUAAUGAGGGACCUACUACGGAAACAAGCAAACCCCAACGGCCGUCCAGUUUCUUCUAAACAAUCUAUCCCAUGUUGCCAUCUAAGCCAUAACAAUUUGACAUCGGACUUACUACAAAUUUUAAAUAUAUCCCUGCUUCCCCAACGUUUUCGAACACAAAGAGAUAUCUCACUCCUGUUUAGAACACAUGUUCUUGACUAUCUAUGGGAUAACUUUUGCGGAUCUCAUCCGCUCAAGUGCCCUAAUCCAGGUUUCCGCGUUGCUCUCCUCGUCCGUGUAGCCAGUUGCUAUUGUCUUCCGCAAAUCAACUUGACGGUCAAAAUUUAGCUUAGUCAACCCCCAAUUUUCCGAGCCAUCCAUGGACGGAGACGCUACUUUCCAUCCUUUCAACCCAUAUUCCUUUACCAUCCUUUUGUACUCUUCUUCAUGAUUACGGAUAUACUCGUCAGGCCCGGGUGUCUCUGUCUCACUCCUCUCGCGAUCAACGGGCGGUAUGCCUUCAAGUCCAAACCAAGUGCAUAUAACCGGCCAUUUCAUCUCCCAGCUCCAUGGGGUCGAUGAGGAAGCAACGUUGAAUCCCUCUCCGUUGGCCAACAGAUUAGAGGAUAGUGAAAGGUGGAUUGCAGAUUUAGCGAUCAUAUCUGCACCCGCGUCGUUGGAGAGCGCUUUCCAGACGCCGAAACUACCGGGAAACGGGCAUUGGGCGCCCUUGCCGUUGAUGUAGGCGUACAGCGAAAGAAACAUGGCGAUGGGAUAUGCAACAUUAUAUCCAUUAGGGCGAGGGAGGAAUCCUGGCUUGGGGUACAUAGGUGCUUAGUGAUCUUUGUGCCAUAAAGCGGCAUUAAUAUGAAAGAGAAGAAAAAAAAUUAUGCCUAACCAAUAAUGUCGUCUGGCCUUGUCUCGCACCACUUCCACGGUUUCCCGCGUGAGAACUCAUCCAUCCAUCUCGAAAGGUUGAAAUAUGGGAGGCGAUCAGCCCACGGUUUGCGGAGGGGAGGCAACCCCUCUGAGAGUGGCACUGGCAUAUAGAAGUCCUCGGCGAAACAAGUCCCAUAUAUGAAAGUUCCAUACUGGAGGUGGAUGAAUUCAAGCUUUGGUGCGAGAUCGUCGAUCACGGUCACGGCUUUGCGGAGGCUGUCUAAUGCCUUGGAAUCGGGCACGCUCACUAUUGUUUUGGCAUUAGGUAUAAAGCGUGUAAACAAACUCAUCGCUAAUUACUCGUUCCUCUCUAAGUAUCAUAUUUCUUCAAAUCUUUUUUAAGGAAGAAUAUAUGCCCGAAACUUUACAUAUAUAUCUUCAGGCAUCCAUAUUCCACCGUCAUAUAUCCGUACCUAAGUAAAAAACAUGCGUAAAACUCCCCACACCCACAAGCCGCGAACCCAGCUUCCCCUUCAAUACUUCCUCCGUGUCCCCGACGAAAUUAACGCCCGAAACUAGCUGUAGUCGUUUAUCCUCUGGCCAAUAUGACACUUCCUCCUCAUUCAAGGGUCGCAUUGUAACCCCCGUCACCCGGUCCCAAAUACCCGGCCGCGGAUAAUCAUGAAGGAGCUGGUUGAUAAAUGCCCAUCCUGAAAUUCCCGAGGCGCCAAGAACCAGCGCAUGGCAGGGGUUAGUCGAUUCAGGCGCCAUUUGUUUUUGUUGUAACGUAGUUUGCCGGUUGGCUAGGAUAAGGUAGGGGAUGUGAAGUGAAAUGAGUUUAUGUUGGGCUUGAUAUGGUAUAGUAGGUAGGAGGCCUUUAACCAUUAUCGAAUCUCGAAGUAAAACAACGCGGUAAGGAUUGUUAGUGAUGGUACUUCAUCAUGGGAGUAUUCCUCUAAUGGACGAAAUUUUCGGCGACAAUGCGAGAGUGAUGUCAUGCAUCCCAUCAUCUUGAACACUCACUGCAUAAACGUUAGCGUGCACCCAUCGUAGGGUAACCAAGC